CCUUUAAGCUUUUCAGAACAUCUCGCCUCGUCCAAGUUCUUCUUGAGGCGUUUGUCCUUUUGAAGGGGGGGCCUAGCUAGUAGUACAUGUAGAGCAAGGCGCUUGUUUGUUUGGUAUACCGGUAUAUCACUACCAGUACUAGCUAGUAUCGUUCCUCUACUUUGCGAGAGUUGUUGACCAUGAAGGCCCGCUUCUUCGUUCCUCGCUCGCUUCGAAAGCGACUACCAAAGAAGAAAUGGGCACCAGUUAGAGCGGAAUCAGAGCCACUGAAGGAUUCAUCGUUGCCUGCUUCAUCAAUCAAGAAGGAACCAUCAGUGGCCAAAAAAUCACUCGAAGUCAAUCCAAGUGCUACGGCGACUGCCAAGGAGGCUACCCCUCAGAAGGCAAUGGCAGAUGAGCCUCCCUUGACGAAUCCAUUCAACCUUUUGGCGGCCUCGACAGAGAACGUUGAGCUUAGUUCUCGUCUUCGUGCCUUCUCCAACAACUUUGGUAUCAUUGGUGCUCUCUGGUGCACUUUGAGCAUCAGUGCCCUUUCUGUGGCGCCUAUUGACGAUGUCUACAAAGAUACAGAACGCAUCGAAAACAUAUCUCCCGAGAGCACAGCCGUGUUGGUCCACCGACGAACGACAAAACUGGUCGUACCCACCCCUAAGCCGCCACCUGACGGCAGAAGACGCAAACCAGUGCUUGUCAAGUAUUUUGGCAUGAGUGAACAUCUCCUGGAAGAUAUUUAUAUGGCUUCUUGGAGUGCCUCCUUCUUUGCCAGUGCCAUUGGACUGGGGCUUUCUACCGUGGUAUCAGGCAUUGUGGCGUCCACAGCUCCAGCGUAUGUCAAGAUCUUUGUCAGGAGGCACUCAGAUAUUCUCCUGGCUAUCCCCAUGUGCCAGGCUCUUUCCAGUGGGUGUGCAGGAAUUGGUUUGUCCGUGGGGCUGGAUGAAGCAAGAGGUGAGCCUGUUUCUUUUAUUGGCUUUGCUGGAACGAUUGGAGGUGCUGCUGUUGUCGGAAAUGCAACCUUCAAGGUUCUGAAAGGCUACAAGGCCUACAGGGCAGCCGGCAAGCUCAGUGCUGCACCGAAGCAACCCUAAGAUUUCGGAUGGAGAGCAGCUUUGGAAGACUCAAGCAUCCACUUCAACAACGACAACUUUCAUUUUCUCCCUCGGUUCGAAGGUGCCACAGUAGUCUACUCAAUCUACCUCUUGCUGUGUUUGUUGUGCCGAGGCAUUGGAUUGAAUUCUUGUAGCAUGAAGCCCCCAUGCAUGAAGGGCGAUUGAGGUCAAGUCAAGCAGCACGCAUUUCAAGUUUGGCAGCUAGAAGUGUGAUCCUUUUCUAGCCAUCCUAUGAUGUUUGAAUAAUUUGACUUUUGAUGCUGGCUAGCUAUUGGGUCUUUGAGCCCGGUACCACCGUAAUUAAAUUGAGCAGUAGCGAUUAUCGAAUGUUCAGUGAUCCAUUAACGUCAUGCUGUAGCACUUGCAAGCUGCUCUGGUACAAACAUUACGGUAUCGUGACUGACAGUCACUUUGCUUCCCAUUCGACGUCAUUUUUCUGGACUACGCUAUGUAACUGAUUCUCAAAAACGUGAUAAUAGUUCCAUUUAUUCUUGU
This is a messenger RNA of Seminavis robusta, 1601 nucleotides long. The record is from the annotation of a GenBank genome assembly. Lineage: Eukaryota; Bacillariophyta; Bacillariophyceae; Naviculales; Naviculaceae.